Molecule: messenger RNA, 1230 nt
Organism: Priapulus caudatus
Lineage: Eukaryota; Metazoa; Priapulida; Priapulimorpha; Priapulimorphida; Priapulidae
Exons: 3
Coding region: 93-533 (146 amino acids)
Source: RefSeq, a predicted model, not a curated record
GCUAGUACUAUAUUAUCGAGGUGCGCGUUGGAACUUUGUAUACGACAACCGCAAGCAUAUCUACUACCUGCGCAUCUUGCACGCACUAAAUAAUGGCGUUUUAUGUGUACGCCUUCGCGGCAGCCAUAGUCCUACUGGUGACCGUGGAGGCGCAGUUUAACAAAGAGAUGCCCAAUUGCGAUCAAUUGGCGGAGGCCACAGCGAGAUCAGGUGAGCGAUGCUCCACAUCGCGGCUGUGGACGAGAUGUUUAGAAGAGGAGGCCGUACUGGAAUGCAAGCCAGAUUGUCCGCCAACAGUUUUCAAGGAAUGCCACCACGGUGGUAGAACCGGGGUGUACUUGGUUACUGCGCAGAACCGGGCUAACUGCAAAUGUUUCUUGAACGGAAAUGAAAUCCGGGUCCCGGGCUUUAUGAUUCCGUACGGGGGCAAACCACCGAGGUUGUGCAAUCCAGCGAAUUGCAACUGUCCACCCGACGCUACGAUUGUACAAGAAAUACCGUGUCCUUUCAUCAGCAUGAAUACGACUGUCUAGAUUACUGCGUACGCAACCCUUGCGGGGUGCAUUGUGGAUCAGAAUAGUAUCAACAAUAAAACAACAAGCCUAUUAAAUAACCUAUAUUAUUCCUCUAGCCUAAUUCUGAGCGAUAGACCACGUGGUCUAUUACUUUAAACUAAAUGAAUCCCUCGUGAUACUCAAUGGUAACGUGGUACUCAAUUUUUUCUCAUUCAUGUCCAUCAAUGAAUCUGGCGAGAGCAUACGCCAGCGAUGGUAUACGCUACUUAGUUGGAAUAUGUUUGCAUUUUUGCCUCAAAACACAUAUAGCUGGUUUGUACUUCACAUUGAUUGUGUUCAUGGAUGCUAUACAUGUAGAUAUUUAUACUAAAUUAAUCAUUGCUAUACAAUUAAUUUGGUUAUGAUGCAUGAAUGCAUUAUGACCACGGUGAAAAUGAGCAAUUUCUGUUUAUUGCAAUUCGUAACUCGACAUUAAUAAACUGAGAGAAAUGAUAACAAGUGUGCGCAUUCCGGAAUCAGAAAACCUAUAUACAGUAACCGUCGAAAUUCUUUUAGUUAUGCCAAGCAGGUGUAUAUAUGAAAAGGUAUUGGAGGAUUAUGGAUUAUAAUUAAACUAUCUAUGCAAGUUAGUCAUCUACUAGAGAUUGGUUACUUUUGUACACGUACAACUAAUUGGCUGAAAGCUGCAAAUAAACUCAUACAACUUACGUGACAA